Messenger RNA from Pocillopora meandrina, 2514 nucleotides. NCBI's taxonomy places the organism in Eukaryota, Metazoa, Cnidaria, Anthozoa, Scleractinia, Pocilloporidae. The record is from the annotation of a GenBank genome assembly.
AUGAACGAAGCACUCGGGCUGGACGAACUCUCCGAAACUUCCAAAUGCUACCUCCAGGUCUUAGCUGAGGCAUAUGACAAAGCCCAUGGGUGGGACACAAGACGGCAAAUUCUUUCGAUGAUGAGUGGUGUUUCCAAUUAUAAUGAUAUCUCGAGAUUCAUACCUGGCUUAAGUAGAUAUCGUUUUACCAUAGCUAAUCUGCAUUGUCUUCAGCACGGAAGCGGCGCUUCAGUGACCCCCCAGCCUUCAUCAAAGAUAAGAGUCGACCCAAGACAACUGGAUCACUUUUUAUCUUAUAUAACAAGCCCCCAUUUGGUGCAAGAUCUGCCAUUUAGACAAAAAACACUGAAGCUCUCCUCUGGACAACUGGUUGAAGUACCCAAUGUUAUUCGCACUAUGAUACCGCAAAGGAUAGUGCGUCAGUAUACCCAGUACUGCAAAGAGACUGGAUUUGAGGCGUUCAGCGAGCGGACGAUGCUGCGUGUUCUAAAUGAAUGCAAGGCCUCGACCAGAAAGUCUCUCCAAGGCCUUGACUAUUUUGCAGCAGACGGGGCGCGUGCGUUCGAUGAACUAGAAGGCUUGGUUCUUCAAUCGGGGGAGCUUGGUCGUGGAAAGGAGUGGCAAGUGCGAUACGUGAAAUCAUUAAAGGUCGCCAAAUUCUACCUGAAGGGUGAUUUCAAGGUAAGCAACCGAAAGUGUCAAGAGUUCCAAGAAAAUUGGAUUAUGUUUUUCAAGCAGGGUUAUCUUAUUUCACAAAUGGAUGGAAGCAUGGCACGAAAAAAACCGUUCCGAUGACAGGUCCACCCUGACUGGGAAAUAUACGUCACUCAGGUUCACGUGAGCGCUUCUUCUCCCGUUGUAAGUCAUUGCAGUGUAUUUGCUCUGAGUGACACCGAAGAUUCUGACCUGCGGCAGCAAUGCAAACACAACCAUGAUGAGCUCUGUGACCAAUGUGAAAGCUUGCAUUCGACCCUGAACGACAUAUCUACUGCGGUCGAUGAAGCAUCUUUUACCACAGAAGAAGACAAAGACGAAGCUUUGUUUCUCGUUAGCUCUGCUACGCUUGCCAUCAAGUCAUGGAAGUGCCAUUUGCUGAGGUCGACCCAUCAAGAUCAGGCUCGUUUGGACGUCAUCGAUGCCCUUAAUUCUGGAACAGUAUUCCUCGUAAAUGACUGGGCCAUGAAGUUCUUGCCUCAGAGAUACCGCGAGUCACAGACAGACUGGUUUGGUAAGCGGGGUAUUUCUUGGCACAUAUCUGUGGUAUACAGACGAAUGGAGGGUGUGCUACAGUGGCAAGCCUUUAUCCAUGUGAUUCAAUCCUGUACCCAAGGAAGUUCUGCUGUUACCGCGAUUAUGCAACAUGUUCUAGCCACAUUGAAGCAAGAGUAUCCUGAAAUCAACAAGGCCUACUUCAGGCAAGAUAACGCCGGCUGCUACCACUCCUCCCGCACGUUAACGAAGUGCCAAGAAAUUUCAGCGAACACCGGAGUGAAGAUAGUCCGCGUUGAUUUCAGCGACCCGCAAGGCGGGAAAGGGGCUGCAGAUCGACUAGCUGCGAGCUGUAAAAGCCACAUUAGGGCAUUUAUUAAUGAAGGCCAUGAUGUCUGCACCGCCAGCGACCUGAAGGAAGCUCUGCUAUCCCAUGGCGGUUUGGAAGGUGUACGAGUGGUUUCUCUGGAUACCAUCGAAGAAACGCCAGACGAUGUGCAAACCAUUACAGGAAUCACCAAGUUGAACAACUUUGAGUUUAGUUCAGUGGGCUCUAUUUCCUGUUGGCGUGCAUAUUCCGUCGGCCAAGGGAAAGUGAUCAAAAUUGAAAAAUCCUCUUCUGGUGAGUUAAUGGUUCUUGAAUGAGCCCAGGCCUUUCUGCUAGUUUAUGACAGUCUGUUCUGUAAGGUUUCUAUUAAUAAGGGAAACAUUUUAUCCGCAAUGCAUCAUAAAAGACUUUCCAUAAGAGAUUAAAUGUUUACAAAACGCUGCUCAAACAAAAAAAAAACACAAGAAAAAGGGGUGAGUAUUUUAAAUCCCUCUUACACGGUAUUCUGUCGUGGGCUGCCUUUGAGGGCUACGCGUUGAUGCAAGAUAAUUAUUUCUUAGCUGUGUGGCUGUCAUAUUUAUAUUUCUCUUAUAUCUUUUGAAGGUCCUGGACAAGGGAUUCUGCAGCCAUCAUUUUCUGCAGGAGAUUUCCGUUCCUAUAAAAGUACCCCCCACAAAUCGUCAGGGGAAGAAAAUGUGUCUGAAGAGACAGCUUCCAUAGAACGUGGUCAGGCAGCAGGGGUGUAUUCAUGUCCUCAAGACGGCUGCACUCGUGUUUUUCAAAGGCUUUCAGCCUUAGAAAAGCACUUGUCACUUGAAAAAAUGUACCAGGGUACCAGAAAAAAAUUCUUUAAUGGACUUGGCAAAAAUUGGCUACAAAUCGUAUUUGGUGGAAGGUGUGGGAAAGCUGCCAUCGCUUCAAGCCCCUGUACGACAGGAAGAUUCUCGUGUUUCUCUGAAAGAAGGAUGGGCUCUUAG